Mangifera indica (mango) is the source of this 1022-nucleotide messenger RNA. RefSeq lists its product as uncharacterized. Bases 65 to 772 code for a protein of 235 amino acids. Lineage: Eukaryota; Viridiplantae; Streptophyta; Magnoliopsida; Sapindales; Anacardiaceae. The record is from RefSeq and is a predicted model, not a curated record. The transcript has 3 exons.
AUUUCCAGAGACAGGAACUAGUUUAUAAAAAGUGGGCAAAGUGAAAGAAAUUAAAAUAAUUGAUAUGAUGGCAUGUUAUCUUCCUUUCAACAACAGAAACCUAGAUAUAAGUUUUUUUGUGUUCAAGCCAACUGUGGUAGUGGUGGAAGAGCUUGUUCGGGCACUCCAACCUAUCUCCAUCUGCACUCAAUCUCUUGGCUGUCUUCAAACUUCUAUUUUCAGGAGCAUCCAUGGAAAUAUGAUAAUAUGGUAUGGAGCGUGGACAAAGAGAUCUAGUGAAAACAAACAAGUUCUAACUUCAACAAUUCUGUCAAUGUUGACAAAUUUAUCAACCAUGGCUAUCUUGAUUGAACAUAACUUCUUUGAUGCAUAUGCUGGAGACUCAAGAGAAGGAUCCUCUACUGCAAAGUUCUGUACAGGUGACAUAAUAUAUAUGAACAUAACUUCGCCAGGUGCUGGGGACAUAAAUGACCUCUCCUACGCCAACUUAGCAUUAUUCAGAGACAGAUUCCUCAAGAUGGAAGGCGCCAUCUCAGGAGUUUGCUUAAAAUGCCAAACUGUUCCAAGAGUGUCAAGUCUGAUUGUUUGGAAGUCUCUCCAGUAUUGCUAUUCAUGGAUACUCAACUCAGAUUAUAAGAAAACAAUGCUGCCAUAUCUUGAUCGCUUUAACCUGGAAAUUAAGUAUGAUAUUUUCAGGGUGGUUCAUGCCAGCUGUGUACCAACCUCUAUUCACAUGAUGCCAAACCCUGAAGAAGACCAAAUUCUUAUGUAAACUAACUCAUCCAACCAAAUUCUGCAAUGGAGAGUGCAAACUUUCUCAUUGUUUUAGUUAUGAUUUUUAGCCUCAUAUUUUGUUCAACAACAACUCUUAUUUGCUAUGUACACCCAAAACACUAAAUCAAGGGAUAAAAUGUCUCAUGGUUAUCAAAAUUUAGUCAACCAAUCAUCUUGUAACCCUAAACACAACCAUUUGGUGUUUCAGAAUUUUUAUAGAGUGGUUUUAACCUUUGUCGUGGUGCCAA